Messenger RNA from Ipomoea triloba (trilobed morning glory), 1646 nucleotides. Its product is annotated as protein SSUH2 homolog. Lineage: Eukaryota; Viridiplantae; Streptophyta; Magnoliopsida; Solanales; Convolvulaceae. The coding region runs from base 127 to 1431 and encodes 434 amino acids. The transcript is spliced from 7 exons. The record is from RefSeq and is a predicted model, not a curated record.
UUUCUUUGUUUAUUUCCUUCUUGAUUAAGGCAAUAAGGCGAAGUUAGCAAAUCCAUUUCUACGCGGUUUGUGAGGGUGUAUAUAUAUACACGUGGAGGUUAACAAAGCGCAUAUCUUCAGUUCGACAUGUCAAUCAUGGAGGAGCCACUGCUAUCAGCGGUGAACCAAAAUGGACAGGGAGAGAGCGAAAGAUGGAGUUCGUAUGAGUAUGUCGGGAGGGCGGGUUCUGUAAUUCCGACGGCUUCGUUGGCCGGAACGGAGGUUAGCGUCGAUGAGAUUCGAACCGCCGCCGCCGCUUCCACUCCCUACCCACCUAGCCUCCAUUCCCCCUUGGUCAGCUCUCCCCAAUCCUAUCACUCCCAACCCCAUGAGCCGGGGCCGGGGUUCAACUAUCACGGUGGAUAUUAUGGGGAAGUAGCCAGAGCUACUGGUGGUGGUGUUCAGAGGCAAGUGCUAGAUGAGGUAGAGAUACGGAAGUUGCUUGUAGACCAUGUUGGUCAUCAAUGGUGUUGGGGAAGCCGUCCAGCUCGAACCUGGAAAAUCCAUGCAGUUGAGGACUGCAAUGUAUAUGUGGGAACUCUUGAGACUUUUAUAGAAGAGAGGGAAAUGAUCACAGAAACAGAACCAUACUCUGGUGGCAAUAUUGAAGGAAGGGAUAAAAAAACUGAACUUGGGAUAUGGGAAUUGGAUUUAAGGUCUGAAUUCCCUGUCUUGUUUAUACCUCACAAAGAGUCGCGGACAAGAGUUCCUCAUUCUGAAAAGAUUGACAAAUGCCCAGGUUGUCAUGGACGAGGAAGUGUAGUCUGUCCCACUUGUAAUGCAGAUCAAGACCCUGGAUUCUACAACGAGGGCCAAAUGUCUCAGUGUCCUGCUUGUUAUGGAAGAGGACUAAUUGCUCACAAAGAUGGAUCUGACUCAAUAUGUCAAAAUUGUAAAGGUAAGGGGAAAAUUCCUUGUGCGACUUGUGAAUCCCGUGGUCUAAUCAAAUGCCAGACUUGCCAGGGAGGUGGCUCACUUUUGUCAUACAAAGUAGCUAUUGUCAGAUGGAAGACACUCUCAACGCGAAAAGUGAAUGCUACAAGUGGAGCAGCCUCAGUUCCAGACGACGUGUUCCACCAAGCUAAAGGAGUCCAGCUAUGCAAUAACCAAGCGCACCAGUGCACGCCUGCCUAUUUCGCGGACUCAUAUUUCCUCAACAAGUUUUCUUCUGAGGUAAUUGCGGAGAGGGCUGAUGUGCCACAAACCGCGAGGGUCAUAUGUGAAAGGCAUACCAUCUCGGUGGUUCCAGUGACUCGUGUGACCAUGACUCACCGCAAUCGCUCGUUCAGUUUCUACAUCAUUGGAUGCAGCCGGGAGGUGUACCUGCGCGACGACUACCCUUCAAGAUUUUGCUGGGGUCUGUGCCCUUGCUUGGAAUGGUUGAAUGCUUAAAACCGUUUAUGUUUUCUUGUGAGCAGAACAGUUGAGUACCUGUGUGUAUUAUUUCGCAAAUAAAGAGUAAUGAGAAAAUUGUUUGCAGUAUGAGAAAUGUUUGGUCUCAUGAAUUGGAUGCUUCUCCGGAACGGUAGGCCGCCGAACAUGAAACACGUGAACAGAUCCAAGAACGGUCACUAUGAUUAUAUACUAUUUACAUGUGACUUUAAGUA